AGGGCUGCUUUUUGAAUCAGCGGCGUUGUUAUUGACGCCAUAUUGCUGGUGUGGAAGAGUCACAGAGAGACGGGGCGCAGCGGCCGUCAACGCCAUCGGUUGUCAUCGGCGGCCCCGGGCCGGGUAGCCUGCCAUCCAGCCGCCCCACCGACCCAGACACCCUCCCGGAUUCGGCCCGGGGAGGAUUUGCCGCGGGCAGAACCCCAGAAGCCAGCCGGGGCAGGAGCUCCGGGCCGCUCCCUGGAGGCCGGCGAGAAGAAAGCCGAGGCGCAACGGGAGCCCCCCCCUGAGCCUGACGCGGCGCGCCGGCGACUGAAGCGACGCCCUUUCCCCGGCCCUCGGUCAGACCUCCCGGCCGGUCUCUUGGUGGGGAAGGCCGAGCCGCCUCCUCCGCCCCCUCCCCUUCCCCGGCCGCCCUCCUCUUCCUCCCUCCCGGCUCUCGCCCGGCUCGGCCAUGGCCUGCGGAGCCACCUUGAAACGGACUCUGGAGUUCGACCCGCUGCUGAGCCCGGCCUCGCCGAAGCGGCGGCGCUGCGCCCCAUUGUCCGCUUCGGCGGCAGCGGCCUCCUCCUCCUCGGCGGCCUCCUUCGCCUCGUCGCCGCAGAAGUACCUGCGCAUGGAGCCGUCGCCCUUCGGGGAAGUGUCCACCCGCCUCACCACAGAACAAAUUCUGUACAAUAUAAAACAAGAGUACAAACGCAUGCAGAAGAGGAGACACUUAGAAAACUUUCAGCAGACAGAUCCCUGUUGUUCUACUGAUGCACAGUCACAAGCAUUUCUCCUGACUGGACCAGCUUUGCCAGGUACUUCACCUGCGGCAGCAUCACCACUGAAAAAAGAACAGCCCCUCUUUACUCUCAGACAAGUUGGAAUGAUCUGUGAACGUUUACUCAAAGAACGUGAAGAGAAAAUUCGUGAAGAGUAUGAAGAAAUCCUGACCACAAAACUUGCAGAACAGUAUGACGCAUUUGUGAAGUUCACGCAUGACCAGAUCAUGCGACGAUAUGGAGAACAGCCUGCAAGUUAUGUUUCAUGAAUCAUGUUUUCUGCAUAUGUGGGCAGCCCUGAAAUCCUGUUCUAUUGUUGCAAGCUGUCCUUUAAAGACUUGCAGCAAUGCCAUAUUCCCCCUUCUCCCCACAUACACUGGUUACUUCAAGCUUUUGUCAGUGGCAACCACUCUUAUGCAGCAACUGGUUUUGGAGCGCUCCCUGAUGUCAAUACCACCUGGAUGUGGACCUUUGCUACCUGUUAAUACCAGUGGUCUCAUUUGCUGUAUCAUUACAAUUUGGCUUAUGUUAAUAAGUUUGAAAGUAAAACCUUCACUGGUUGUGUAAAUAAAUGUGUAGAAUGACACUUCUGACUGAAGUUAGUGUGGUUUUCAUAACUGUGCACUGCAAAGCUGUAUUCACAGUUAAAUUAGAAUGUAAUCCUUGGGACAACUUUUAAGAAAAUAGCCCACAGUACUGCCUGUGAAAUAGUGAAGGAGGGCGUUUCUGUAUUCCAUGACCUUUUUGAGGGCUAAGAAUGGGUUUAUAUAAUUUCUCAGUUUUGUAGUUUUUAUUUAUUCUAUCAGUCUUUAACAAAUGUUUAUUGCUGCAAUUUUUCAGUGUAUCAUUGUUUUACUGCCCUUGUAGUACUGGAAUUUAAUUGAAAGAAUAAAACAUUUACUUCUAA
Molecule: messenger RNA, 1674 nt
Organism: Sphaerodactylus townsendi
Lineage: Eukaryota; Metazoa; Chordata; Lepidosauria; Squamata; Sphaerodactylidae
Gene: AKIRIN2
Product: akirin 2
Exons: 5
Coding region: 455-1036 (193 amino acids)
Biological process (GO): positive regulation of innate immune response; positive regulation of transcription by RNA polymerase II
Cellular component (GO): nucleus; chromatin
Molecular function (GO): transcription coregulator activity
Source: RefSeq, a predicted model, not a curated record